Molecule: messenger RNA, 710 nt
Organism: Lotus japonicus
Lineage: Eukaryota; Viridiplantae; Streptophyta; Magnoliopsida; Fabales; Fabaceae
Exons: 3
Coding region: 181-396 (71 amino acids)
Source: RefSeq, a predicted model, not a curated record
CCACCCGAUGAUCCAUCCCACCUCUCUUCUUUCUUUCACGAUUUCAAUUCUUCAGCCGCACACACACACACACACACACACACACACACACACACAUGCGUUCGAUUGCAGCGCAGCCUCUCUCACGCGGGCCAUAAAUCCGCCCCUGCUGCUGCUUCGCAGCAGCCGUUGUUGUCAAAAAUGAAGUUUCUCGAUUGGUACUUGAAGAUCGGGGUUGUGUCAGCUUUGCUUGGGGCUUCUAUGGAACUGUUCAUGAUCAAAACUGGCUUCUAUGAUAAAGUAACCGUUUUGGAGUCAGAAAAACGUGCAUGGGAGAAUUCCCCUGAAGCUCAGGCAAUGAGAGAUGCUCUCAACCCUUGGAGACAUAUUGAUGCAGAAGGAACAAAGAAGUCCUGACUUGAUUAUGAAUAAAAUCCGUGAGUGAUCUGUUAAGAUGUUAAAUGAGAAUGUGUUGGAUUUAGGUAUUAGCUAUCAUGGAACUGGUAGUGCCCACCCUACAACUUCAGUUGCUGCAUGUUGUCUGGCAGCCUGCUAAUUAUGUGCAACUCCGGGAUGGAUCACCACAGCCGUCAAUUUUAUUUUGUCCCUUUCUUGCCUUAGAUCUUUGAUUUAUCUCAUUUUUGUAUUGAAUAAAGUUCAGAAUAUUCUUGGCAAUAUGAAUGUCACGUUGUUUUCAAUUAAAGAAAAAAAAACUGCAAAUGGUUCUGAAA